This is a messenger RNA of Aspergillus luchuensis, 3642 nucleotides long. RefSeq lists its product as uncharacterized. Gene Ontology annotation, molecular function: protein binding. The record is from RefSeq and is a predicted model, not a curated record. The transcript is spliced from 3 exons. Bases 1 to 3642 code for a protein of 1213 amino acids. Lineage: Eukaryota; Fungi; Ascomycota; Eurotiomycetes; Eurotiales; Aspergillaceae.
AUGUCUUCAAAAGAUGCUGAAUGGAGCAAACACAAAGAGGAAGUCUCCUCCCUCUACCGCAAGAACCCACUAAACCGGGUGAUGAAACAUAUGAUCGCGAAGCAUGGAUUCCACAGAAAGGAAUCCGAGUACAAGAAGAAGCUCAAAGCUUGGGGGGUGAGGAAGAACGGUACGACCUCAGCAUGGGUGUUCGUGCAGCGAGAGGUUGCCAAACGAAAGUUACAGGGGAAAGAAGAUUAUGAGGUGCUUAUGCAUGGGAAGAUUUACACGGCUAAGCAGGCAGAGAGGGAAAUGGCAAGACAUGUUACUUAUACUACUAACUGUGCGUUGGAAGGGGAGAAUGACAGCGCACCAGAGGGCGUGGAGGUUCGUACGCCUCGACUGAUGCCGAGGUCGUUGGUCCCGACGAGGGAGGUUCGAACUGAUAACCUCCCUUGGAUAAUAUUCAAGUAUCAAAGUCAGUUUGCGGUAGUGCGAUCAUUAAGCACACCAGCCGCACAUGCUGACAUGCUCAACUUACCAUAUAAUCCGAUAGAUGGACAAUCAUGUAGCCAAUCGGGCCAUUUAGCCGUCAACCAUAGGGCUCGGGGAGGCGCUUGUGAGGUUUCAUCCGUUAACGAAACGAACGUCUUCGACCUUUUUCUGCAGGACUGGGUUCUUCAGGAAUCCCCGAUUGACUCGUCAGUUGACAAUUUUUUGUUGACUCCUCCCGCUGGUUUCAGUCAUGAUCCACCAAGCGUCUUCGGCCCAAUAAUACAGGGCAGCGAUCAAGAAAACCGUAUUUCUGGACCAGGGUUCGAUAGUUCAAUAUUUUCAGCCCCUGAACCUGUAAAGGGCCAUUCUGCACUAACAGUCAUUCGAAAAUUAUCUAUACAACGGCGUAUUAACACAGAGAAUCAGCAAAUUGAUCUCCACCAACUGACUGGGUUCCUGAAACGGUACGUAGUCGAAGAUCAUAGAUCUAUGUCGGGUCUUCUCUCCAGCGACCUCGGCGGACUCGAUGAUCCCUCGCACCUGAGUCAAGUAUUCAACACGUUCGUAUUUCUUAUCACGAACAACCUCAUGAUUAUGGAAGAUAUCGCACGUGUCUUCUGGUGGAGUGGGGCAAAUAAGUACAACUGGGUUUUCAAGGAGGUCUUCAAGUUGCAAUGCCCAACGGUUAACGUCCUUGCGACCAAAUUAAUCCCAGCAGCUGUACAGGCGGGAGAUGUGGAGCUUGUUUCGAUGCUCCUAUCGCGAGGUGUCGAUGUCAACGUUUCAUAUUCACGGAUGCCCUCCGUUGGAUGGUCAAAUCUUCUGUCGAUGGCUGUCGAUUGCCGCAAUAUCCAUAUGGCGGGACUUCUCUGUGCGAAAGGAGCAACCCCUACAGUGUCGAGCUUCGCCGUCUAUAACAGAUAUACCGAAUCCAUUGAUACACUGUGGUGUAACCAUAACAUUGAUCUCCUUUCCUUGCUGUUAGCAUAUCACGCGGAUCCAGAAACCUUCGUUUCUGACGAAAAGAGAGGAUUCCCUCUGGUACAUGCUGCUUCCAAGGGCCAUUUUAGCGCAGUUUCCCUCCUGCUCAAGGCUGGCGCCCGGACACAUUGGUAUACACAAGAGCAUGGCAACGCUCUCCAAGCCGCUGCCGCAUAUGGCCACGAGGGUGUCGUCCGCAUACUCAUUGAGGCCGGUGCCGAUGUCAAUGCCAUACCGGAUCACUGGCAUCCCUCCUCGACACGUUCAAGGGAGCGAUGUGCGACUCUGCUAAGUCCGCUUGAACUCGCAGCAAAAUGCAACCAUACCAGAGUCGCCCAGAUGCUACUAUUGAGUGGUGCUCGCACAAAUGUCUGUCCGAGUGUCGAACGGUUUGGCUUGAAGGUGCUGGAAACCGAGUUUGCACGCUGGGGAGAGCCCGGCCGGAUGAUGGGACACGACAUGCCCUGUGCAUAUGCCAUUCAGUACGCAGCCCUCAAUGAGGACAAUGAGCUCAUGUCACUGCUACUUGAUUCUGGAGCAGAUCCGGAUUCGAGAAUCAGCCCCGACCUCGGAGAUACCCCGCUACAGAUAGCGGCUGGCAGAGGGGAUUUAUCGAUGACCUGUGUGCUGCUCGAUCGCGGAGCCUACGUCAACGCUCCUCCAGGAAAGUACUCUGGCCGGACGGCGAUCCAGGCGGCUGCGGCACAAGGAAACUUAACAGUAGUGGAGAGACUGCUGGAAGCAAAGGCAGAUAUAAACGCAGCUGCGGGCUGGCAGAACGGGAGAACCGCAAUGCAAGCCGCCAUUGAAUCGUCACAGGUGCUCACGGGCUUAAUUCUACUACAAAUGGGAGCCGAUAUCAACGCCAAACCAGGGUUCCGUGGCGGGAUCACCACGUUGCAAGCGGCAGCAUUAUCUGGUAAUUUGGUCAGUCUCAAGGUAACCCUGGACAAGAAGGGAGAUGUGAAUGCGCCAGCCGCGCCGGAGGAUGGACUCACAGCCCUCCAUGCUGCGAUUCAGAAUAAAGACCUCGAAGCACUUCGUCUAUUAGUCCAGGCAGGUGCAGACGUGAACGAGCGACCUUCAAAGCCCUUGUCAUCACCCUACAUGAACAAUUGCUUCCGUGCCGGAAACAAAACAGCCCUUCAGUAUGCAGUGUACUUGGGAUGGCUCGAUGGCGUGCGAUUUCUCGCACAAAAUGGUGCAGAUAUCGACGCCCUGCCUCCCUUUCCCGGAGAUGACGCAUAUACCGCCUUGGGUCAUGCGAUUGAAGAGAGAGACCCCCAAAUGAUCGAGUUAUUACUAAAGUGUGGCGCAAAUCCCAACAGCGAUUAUAUCCAUGACGAUGAUUCAUCAACUGCCUUCAGUUUCGCCCUUGAAAAUACAUGCUCACUUGAUAUCAUCGAUCUGCUAUUAGAAUAUGGCCCUAGUUUCAACAAUCUCAUAGGAAUGGAAUCGGCGCUCGAAACGGCGGUAGAAGUCGGUCAAGCGGACGUUGUCAAGAGAAUAAUGACAUUGAUGUCACAGUAUUGCCCUGAACACUACACCCGAUCACUCAAAACAAUAAUGUCUCAUAUAAUGAUAGACAAUGACUGGGCACCCGACUUCGAGAUGGUCCGACUAUUAAUUGACGCUGGGGCGGACACAAAUGCUCUUUACAUUUGUGACGACAAUACGUUAUACCAUGGAACACUACUUCAACGUUCAGUCAGGCGGUUUGCCAGUGGACCCAGAAUAAGCGUUGUCCAGUUAUUGCUCGACAAUGGAGCCGAAAUAAAUACUCCAGCAACGGACAACCUAGGAACGCCAUUGCAACUAGCCAUCCUGGACGAAGAAGUGGAGAUCGCAAAUCUACUGAUCGACCACGGAGCCGACGUGAAUGCCCACCCAGCAAAGAAUCGCGGAGCCACGGCAUUGCAAGCUGCCGCUAUGCACGGAUACUGUGGUCUUGCCAUGCGAUUGUUAGCCAAGGGGGCGGAUGUGGCGGCCCCAGCAGCGCCUAUUGAUGGCAGGUUGGCCAUUGAUGGAGCCGCGGAGCACGGGUAUCUCGAUAUGGUCCAGUUACUUCUAAAUGCAUAUGGAGAUCGACCAAACUUGUCAUUUGUGUGUCGUAGAGCUGCCGCUGCUGCAGAACGAGAGGGUCAUUUUGAUGUGAUGAGAUGGUUGCUAGAUUAUAUACAGUCAUAG